AUGACGCAGCAUAGCGACGCGUCCAGUGACCGGUCCGAAGUAUCCGUUACCCCACCGCCGCCAGUCUCGAAGAUGCUCGAAUUCGCCAGCCAGCAGAACCUGAGCUUCCUCAACCUGGAGCACCGCAACAUGCUGGCCGCCCCGUUGGCCGCGCUCCACUCCAUGACCGAAAUGAAGCAGCACCAGACCCAUCUGAGCCCCGAUCACAUGCACCAAGAAAAGAGCGACGCGGACGUCUUGCUAGAACGUACAAGUUUACACGUAGAACGCUCAGGCUUGACGUCGCGCAGUCCUCUAGGUGCCACUAGCAACAGUAACAGUUCCCAAGGGGCCAACCCCCACGGUAUCGACCAUAUUCUAUCCAGACCCACCCAGAUCACUACCGGGCCUCUCCACUUUCCCCAUAACCUGGGGUUCACGCAGAACACCUUGGGGAUGGCUUCCAAUAGCUCACAGAGUGCGUCUAAUUCGGGGCUCAGAGGAUUCAAUAUUGCCGCCGCUGCCUUCUUUCAUCAUCACGCCGCCAAUUCGGUAAAUAAACCGCCCGUAGAACUGGGCAGGAGCACCGGGGGACUCUACUGGCCCGGAAUCCAAGGACUCAACCCCAUCGCCUGGAGAGAUCGCCUUAGCAGUAAAAACGAUCUCUAUGUACGAUACGUGAACCAGACCAAUAUGGGCGGCUUGGGAGGCGACAAGGACGCAAAAAAGAAACACACGAGGCCUACUUUCUCCGGACAGCAGAUAUUCGCACUGGAGAAAACCUUCGAACAAACCAAAUAUCUGGCAGGGCCAGAGCGAGCGAAACUAGCUUACGCCUUAGGGAUGACCGAGUCCCAAGUGAAGGUAUGGUUCCAGAACAGGCGCACAAAAUGGAGGAAAAAGCACGCGGCCGAAAUGGCCACGGCAAAGCGAAAACAGGAGGUGCUGGACAACCAGACGGACGAAAACAGCGACAUAAUAUCGGAUACUGAGGAGGAGCACGUAGCGAAGCGACAAAACCUCCAAUGA
Messenger RNA from Anoplophora glabripennis (Asian longhorned beetle), 1008 nucleotides. It is a transcript of the gene HGTX, whose product is annotated as homeobox protein Nkx-6.2. The record is from RefSeq and is a predicted model, not a curated record. Lineage: Eukaryota; Metazoa; Arthropoda; Insecta; Coleoptera; Cerambycidae. Bases 1 to 1008 code for a protein of 335 amino acids. Gene Ontology annotation, cellular component: nucleus. The transcript is spliced from 4 exons. Gene Ontology annotation, molecular function: DNA-binding transcription factor activity, RNA polymerase II-specific; RNA polymerase II cis-regulatory region sequence-specific DNA binding. Gene Ontology annotation, biological process: cell differentiation; regulation of transcription by RNA polymerase II.